This is a messenger RNA of Aegilops tauschii subsp. strangulata, 492 nucleotides long. NCBI's taxonomy places the organism in Eukaryota, Viridiplantae, Streptophyta, Magnoliopsida, Poales, Poaceae. The record is from RefSeq and is a predicted model, not a curated record.
AUGGCGACGGACUCCAUGGCCCAGGUGGCAGUUCCUUGGGCCACCCGUAGACAGUGGCUGAUGAUGAGAAACAAUGGCUACAGAGAUGAAAUGGAAGGACCAGUGCUGGUAGGGUAUCUAGAUACUCUAGUUCCUAGGGAACAGGGCACUGGAGGCGGAGAGGGUGGAGGAGCGGUGAACGGCGGCGGCGGAGGAGGAAGCGGGAAUGGCCAGGGAGCUGCUCAGAGUGGAAGCGGAGGAACCCAUGGAAGUGCUGGAGGUGGCGGAGGCGGGGGUGGUUGGUCAGGGUAUAAUGGUACUGGGUAUGGCGCUGGGUCCGGUAGCGGCUCAAGCUCUGGUCAGAUGAGCCAAGGGUCGUCAUCCUAUGGUGGUGAUGGUGGGAGUACAAGCGCAGGUGGUUCCGGUGGCGGGGGCGAUGGUGGAGAGGCGGCCGACGAUGACGACGACUGCCCUGCUGACUCCAGUGGCUUUGGGAAAGGUGGUGGCACCUGA